GGUCACGCUGCCGUUCGGCGGCCAUUUCUCUUGAAGCUCCGCAGGUCGGGUUUUGGCGGAGGUGCUGCAGUCACGAGGGAUAAACGACAGCUGGGUCGGCGGCGAGAAGCCUGCAGCGUUUGCCUGUGGUCGUGAUGAGUUUGCCCCUCAAUCCCAAACCUUUCCUCAAUGGAUUAACAGGAAAGCCAGUAAUGGUGAAACUUAAGUGGGGAAUGGAGUACAAAGGCUACCUGGUAUCUGUAGAUGGCUAUAUGAACAUGCAGCUUGCAAACACAGAAGAAUACAUAGAUGGAGCAUUGUCUGGACAUCUGGGUGAAGUUUUAAUAAGGUGUAAUAAUGUCCUUUAUAUCAGGGGUGUUGAAGAAGAGGAAGAAGAUGGGGAAAUGAGAGAAUAGCAUGUUUUGUGGGGAAUGUUUUUAUAUAUAUUUCUAGACAAUAAAGAUUUGUUUGUUUUUCAA
Molecule: messenger RNA, 458 nt
Organism: Equus quagga
Lineage: Eukaryota; Metazoa; Chordata; Mammalia; Perissodactyla; Equidae
Gene: SNRPF
Product: small nuclear ribonucleoprotein polypeptide F
Exons: 4
Coding region: 135-395 (86 amino acids)
Biological process (GO): mRNA splicing, via spliceosome; spliceosomal snRNP assembly
Cellular component (GO): U1 snRNP; catalytic step 2 spliceosome
Molecular function (GO): RNA binding
Source: RefSeq, a predicted model, not a curated record